ACUAUUUAUCAGACAAAUAACAUUAUCAAUAUCACGAAGUUUGGUUAUGUUUUGUAAACAUUUUCACAAUUUGGAAUACUAAGUACUGUAAGUAAAUAUUAAAACACUUUGUUGGGUUUAAUAUUGUGCUUUAAUCGUCAUGGCGGGUCAAGGGCAUCAAUUUCCCGGCAAUUUCCAAGGGAAUGCUGGAGGAAUGAGGUCUGGUUUUGGCGCUGGACCCAUGGGAGGUCAAAUGCAGUCAAUGCCGAAUCAGCUAGCAGGCGUGAUGGGUGGUCCCAUGGGAAAUGCAGCAGGUGUGGUGGGAAUGGGGAACCCCAUGGUGCCUCCAUAUGGAAGCGCAAUGCAAAACCAAAUGGGUAACAUGGGCAUGGGACCUCAGGGCAUGGGUGUUGGUGUUGGUGGUGCUCCAGGGGGUGGAUUGGGAUCUCAAAUAGUUCAACAACCUGGUGGGAUGCAAGCUGGUGGUGCAGUGACUCCUGGCCCACCAGCUCCCUCUCAGGCCCCAGCAGCAAAUCAGCCGCAGCAGAGCAAAGAGUUCAAUACUGCUUCACUGUGCAAAUUUGGUCAAGAGACAGUGCAGGAUAUUGUGAGCAGAACACAAGAUGUGUUCCAGACAUUAAAAGCAAUUCAGCCUCCAAAUGGAACGCAGCACGGUGAGAACGCCAGCAAUGACAAAAAAGCGAAGAUGCAAGAACAAUUGCGCACAAUACGUCUCCUAUUCAAGAGAUUGCGGCUGAUAUACGAGAAAUGCAAUGAAACUUGCCAGGGAAUGGAGUACACACACAUGGAAAGCCUGAUACCUUUAAAGGACGAAGCUGAGAACAAAACAUUGGACGAGAGACGCAACACAGAGUCGUACAGACUCGCCUUAGAGGAGAAUAGGGAGUUAACUGAGCAGGUCGUUUUGAAGAAUAAACAACUGAAGGAAGUGAUAACGAAUCUAAGAACAAUUAUCUGGGAAAUAAAUGUCAUGUUAACAAUGAGGAGAUCGUGAAUUACUUUGUUAUUUGUUCCGUUUAAUAGUUCUUUGUGACAAAAAUGUAAUGUAACAUUCUUUCUGAGUGUUACGCCUGUGUUGGCGUUUCGGCAAUAUUCUUAUUACCGAAGUAGAAAACUCUAAAAGCUGGACUGUAACUGGCACUUCAGUUUCAUAGUUUAUAAUGAGGGUACCAGGAUUAUUUUUGUCACCAAUAAUUUUGUCGCCUCGAAAUAUUGUAAAGGCUGUCCAGAAAAAUUAAACAUGUAAUCAUCAUGUGGUAAAAUACUUCUUUUUCUUGGUCAGGCUACAAGGUACAUAUCUCACCAUCUCACCCUUUGUGUUACCACGUUUUUUUAAUUACAAUGACUCCCACUCUAUUCCAAGCGACAUCUGGUGAGUUUAAAUUAUUUGCUAUCAUGUUCAUUUGGGUGGAAUAACGGAAACAAGAAUGUUUUCAGCGAUGUACAAAAAAAAAAGAAAUAAAAUGGGAAACUAUUGGCAAAUAAUUAAUUGAGAUAAGCUUCUUGGCAACAAAAAAUUGUACAAUUAAGCUAAAAGUACAUACUAUCUACGUACUUUUAACUAAACUGAAGUUAUGUAAAUAUAUUUUAAUGUAAGUAAUGUAUUUAAAUAUAAGAAUUGCGAAAUUUA
Molecule: messenger RNA, 1630 nt
Organism: Manduca sexta (tobacco hornworm)
Lineage: Eukaryota; Metazoa; Arthropoda; Insecta; Lepidoptera; Sphingidae
Gene: MED30
Product: mediator of RNA polymerase II transcription subunit 30
Exons: 8
Coding region: 140-994 (284 amino acids)
Biological process (GO): positive regulation of DNA-templated transcription
Cellular component (GO): mediator complex
Molecular function (GO): transcription coregulator activity
Source: RefSeq, a predicted model, not a curated record